ACGACACAGAAAAUGUCAUGACUUUGAAAGAGAGCUUGAAUGUGCAUUGAACAUUCGAUAUUAGAAUAUGCCUCAUAUAUUAAUAAAUGUACAGGAAUAGUCUACUUGUUUGGAUAUGGAUAUCGUACACGGGCAUGAACAUGAACUAAUAAUGAUGUGAUUGACAAUAUAUAUUUUAAGCUUUACAUCCAAUAAGGGGAAAAUAAGUGCGGAUAAUCAGAGACAUGUUCACUUCAAAACAUCGUUUUGUUAUUUCCGUUAUAAUAAUAGGAUUUCUUACUGCUCUCCCUUACAUCAUAUACACAAGAGUAAAUAUAGAAAGAUUGCAGAGUCCCCAAUACAUCACAAUGAGAAACAACAUUAACCUAGAAGCAGAUGAACGGUUGUUUGAUUUCAUACCAUCAUCUGGAUUUUCAGAAGAGGAUUCAUCAAGUUUGAAAAAUAAGACCGCCGAUAAAAUCAAAAUAUACAUAUAUCAAUUAGACGAUCGCUUUAAUAUGAACAUAACUACAUGUUUGAGUGACCCUACAAACAAACCUUUGCAUGGACGAGGAUGUAAUUAUUUCAAUUACCAGGGAUAUGGUAAAACACUAGAGACGAUGGAUAAGGAAGGAUAUGUAGUGACAAGUCAAUGUCAGUUUGGACUAGAGCCUAUCUUUCAUAAUAAACUUUUGCGAAGUGGUCUUGUUACAAAAGAUGCAUCAAAGGCGGACCUGUUUUAUAUUCCUUACUAUGCAGGACUGUCUUGUUUUUGUGGUCGAGGCUUCAAAACGUUGGAAAAAAUUGUAUGGACCAUUAUAAAGACAUCGGCGUUCUUCAAGAAAGGGAAACCACAUUUCAUGGCACUGUCGACAGUGCAAAGGGAUCUUCAUCUCGGUGGUUGGGUGAACGGUUGUAGUUUCUUGUCAGGGCGACCACGAGCAGAACAUAUGAAAUUUGUGAUAAUCGAGGGUGCUCCUUCACAGCCAGAUCUCAUUCCUGCCCCAUAUCCUUCUUAUAUCCAUUACUUACGACCCAAUGCCCACGUUGCCAUUGACAACGCUAGACCUAUUCACGUCCUGAUGGCCGGGAAUCCCAUGACUGCCUUCAGGAAAUACUUAAAACUUGAGUUAGAUGAUGAGUACAAAAAAUACAAAGGAACUGGUCGAUACAGCCUUUGCCUACAAACACAUUCAGUGAACUACACCAGACUUGGCUACAAAACAUUCCAGGCUUUGUUGACAGCUACCAUGCGCAAUGCAACAUUUUGCCUUCAGCCUCAUGGAGACACCCCUACACGCAAAUCAUUCUUUGAUGGACUGCUGUCAGGGUGCAUUCCGGUGAUUUUCACAAACCACUCAGCGUAUUAUCCGUUCAUAGAUAUGCAACACGCCGGGUUCCCAUACCCAUACCAUACAUUUACUAUUUUGCUCAAUGAAGAGGACAUUAUGAAAAAUAAACGUUCUGUUUUGAAGCUGUUAGGUGAUAUACCAACAGAAACAAUUAGAAAGAUGCAGGAAAGAAUAGUUGAAAUAGGGAAAUAUUUCCAGUAUGGUUUCUACGAUGAUGAUGAUGAUGCCUUCACGCUUACAAUUCAAAAUGUAAUGAACAAAUUUCAUAUUAAAAAUAAAACCAGUCACAGUUAACUUGUUCGUUAUGUGU
Molecule: messenger RNA, 1641 nt
Organism: Owenia fusiformis
Lineage: Eukaryota; Metazoa; Annelida; Polychaeta; Sabellida; Oweniidae
Source: the annotation of a GenBank genome assembly